GCCCAGCCUGCCCGGGAUACAAUGGGUGACGUAUUGGCUGUGACGAGUGACGCACGGUGCGGGAGCUUGGAACGGAUUAUUGAUUAAAGAUGGAGGAAAGAGAAAAUUCAGAAGAAGGCGACGACGAUGCGGGUGAAGAAGGGGAGGAGGACCAAGGAUGUAGUGAGGAUGGAGGAGAGGUGGGGGCGGAGAGAGAAAAAGAGGUGGAACUAAAGGACUCACUGAGGCCGUCAGUGCUGGACCUGCAGUUGGCACUGGCUCGACUGUGUGAGGAUGAAUACAGAGAUCAGCCAUCAAAAAUGCCCGUUUUAGGGCUGCAAAUUAAUGAAGAUCAUUCAUUUGAAAGAUCUUAUUCAGGUAAUGCCAAAAUCCCGUCUCCAGGGAAAAUUGUGAAUGAGCUUUUUAAGGAGGCAAAGGAGCAUGGAGCUAUUCCUAUUGAUGACGCCAGCAAAUCCUCUGGAGCUUUUUAUAAAGCCAGAACAUUUACUGGUAGAGGCUACAAACUUGGUAAUUCAUCAAAAAGAGAAUUAGAAUACAUACAGGGUGAGGAGCCAUUCGAACAAGGACAAGAGAUUCAAAUUUUGCUCAAACUCUGGAGCAAUGGUUUCAGUUUAGAUGAUGGAGAACUGAGGUCUUACUCAGAUCCAAUAAAUGCUGAGUUUCUCGAAUCAGUCAAGAAAGGAGAGAUUCCUGUAGAGCUCCAGCGACUCAUUCAUGGAGGUCAGGUAAACUUGGAUAUGGAAGACCAUCAGGACCAAGAAUAUGUUAAGCCACGGUUAAAAUUUAAAGCAUUUAGUGGAGAAGGAAAAAAGCUUGGAAGCCUUACACCUGAAAUAAUCAGUACCCCAUCCUCACCUGAAGAAGAACACAAGAGAUUUCUCAAUGCUGAGGUUGAUCUUGAUGAACAUGUACCAACAACCAAAAUUCAGAUUAGGCUAGCUGAUGGUACCCGCUUAAUACAAAGAUUUAACCUCAGUCACAGGAUCAUGGAUGUGCGCCAUUAUAUUAUCCAUGCCCGAUCAGACUUUGCCCAAUGUGAUUUUGCUUUGGUGACUACAUUUCCAUUUGUAGAACUUACAGAUGAAUCCCAGACAUUGGAGGAAGCUGAUAUUCUCAACACUGUGAUUCUUCAGAGGCUAAAGUAGCCCUGAUGAUAUUCAAACUGCUCUAGUAUCGCUCUGUAUAAGACUCUGUCCAUAAUGUACCUGAAGCACUUGAGAAAAGUUCUUGUAUUUUAUAUAAUUGAAUGGUUCUUAAUUUUUACAACUACAACAUAAAAUCUGUGUUGUAAUCCACAUUUUGUUUUAAACUGAAUAGUCAUAAUUGUUUCAUAGCCAGUAUUUCAUGUGUUGAGUUAGUUUACGGCAAAUCCGCAAAACUAUUUUUAGAAAAAAGUAUGUAUUUAUUGUGCUGUCAUUCUAUACUUACUUUCUUAGAAUGUUAUUUUUGAAACUUUAAUUUACAAAUUCCCUCAACUACGUUUAAUAGAAGGGUAAACCAAUGCCUAUAUGUGUACUUGCAUGAAGUUUCCUCUCCCUCUUCUUUUAAUGGUAAUGGAAAGGGCUGCUUCUGAUGCCUUCUUUUCCAUAUCAAGCCUGGGUGAGGAACAUGUAUUAAUAACUUGGGAAUGAAAAUGAUUUGCACUUAAUAAGCAUAGAUUUCUGACACCAGAAAUUGAAGUUUUUUUGUACAUCUAUCAUAACACUGUAUUUGCAUGUUAUUUAUAAUUGCCAUAAAAAUAUUUGCCCAGUGCUUUUACAUUAUCUAUCUGAUCCCCCAUGUUCCUCUAUGAGGGAGGCUGCCUUAUUUGUGCCGCAGUAGUAUGUUGGCAUUAGAAGCUAUAACUGACAGGUUAAGAAGGGACAGUCAGGUUUGCAGAACAGACAGGAGGUUAACCACAAAUUCAAUUUUAGCUUAUCACAGAGUCAAGUAAAUUAGUUAAUUAAUAAAUAAUUAAUAAGUAA
This is a messenger RNA of Xenopus tropicalis (tropical clawed frog), 1964 nucleotides long. RefSeq names its product UBX domain protein 2B (gene ubxn2b). NCBI's taxonomy places the organism in Eukaryota, Metazoa, Chordata, Amphibia, Anura, Pipidae. The transcript has 8 exons. Bases 90 to 1145 code for a protein of 351 amino acids. The record is from RefSeq and is a predicted model, not a curated record. Gene Ontology annotation, cellular component: Golgi apparatus; cytosol; endoplasmic reticulum.